AUGCAUCGUGUCGACAGCUUUAUCAAGGAAUCCCAAAGACUUAACCCUGUGGCCAUCUGUAAGCGCACCGUCGAACCAUCAGUCCUUCUGAACCGCAUCCUCAUGAAGGACCACAUCUUCUCUGAUGGCACCGCGAUCCUGAAAGGUACCAGCAUUGGCGUUGCCACGGACACUACCCAUCUCAACGCGGAUAGAUAUGAAGACCCUCAUCGCUUCGAUGGCUUCCGUUUCGUCAAACUCAAGGCACGAAACCUUAGCCACUCACCCAGUAGUUCCUUCUCCCAGACAAACAAGUUUGACAUUACCAACACCAACUCUGAUUCUCUCGGCUUCGGGCUCGGAAGACACGUCUGCCCAGGGCGAUUCUUCGCCGCGAGCGAGUUGAAGAUCAUGCUCGCGCAUGUUGUGGUCAUGUACGAUAUGAAGUUGGCAGAGGGAAAGAGGCCCGAUAAUGUGUGGCUUUCUGUGACUUGUGUGCCAAACCCGACGGCACAGGUUUUGUUCAGGAGGUGCGGCGUUGCAUGA
Molecule: messenger RNA, 525 nt
Organism: Cyclocybe aegerita
Lineage: Eukaryota; Fungi; Basidiomycota; Agaricomycetes; Agaricales; Hemipholiotaceae
Source: the annotation of a GenBank genome assembly